GUGCUAUUCUUUCAAGCAAGAGGUAAUUGCCUAAGCCACGUGUAACUCACCAAAUAUCCUAAUCCAAUCCUAACCGUCCAUCAUAUUCAGCAUCUACACUCAUCAACGGUCCAGAUUCUCCUUUAAAUCACGGAAACGAAUAUAGCAUCACUACAUAUAUAGCUGGGUCCCACACUUUACGUGUAAUUCUGAUCCAAAAAACCGUAGCUAAACCCAAAAAACCGUAGCUAAAAAGUAAAACAUAGAAUUUUAGCUAAUUAAAUUCCUCCACGUGGCACUUCCGACAUAAAACCACCGACUCCGUCCUCGUAUAACAACAUUACACAAAAUGAAAAAGAUGUUUUUUUUUUUCUUGAAAAUGUUAGUUUUUGAGAAAACACAAAUCUCUUCAUAAACCUCCAUUUUCAAUUUGUUGUGAUUCACUUUGAUUCCAUUCUGGGUAUCGAAAAUUUUGUUGAUUUUCCGCAUUUUUUUGGAUUUGCUAUUGGAAAGAUUGGAUUUUUGAAAGAAAAAGAAUAACCCCAUGAUUCAACAAUUGGUUGAUCAUGUCCUUGCUGUCAUUAAAGAGUCAGUGAAGGCUAUUACUACUGAGUCAUUGAACAGUAUUAUUAGGAUAAUCAAUGGAGUAUCGGCACUUUUGUUGGCAUUACUUCCUGGAAAUGCUAAAAUACUUGAAGGUAUUCAUGGUUGGGAACUCAGACCAACUUUCCGAGGACCACGGUUACCCCGAUGGAUGGAGAAUGGUGCAUCUUCAUUCAAUCAAUUCAUCUACGAACUUUCUGUGGAUUCUGAUAACUCAAGCUUCGAAUACUCAUCAUCCGGAGAAGAAGAUAGUGAUAGAUGUGAAUGCCCUCCAUCUCCCGCAUCUUAUAGUUCUAGAGCCUCCGAUGCUGCCUAUACUAAAUUCAAUAGGCAUCAAAUGAAUUGGAUCCAAUAUAUAUUACUUUGGAUUUUACUUCCUAUAAAAUUUAUGCUGAGGAUUCCGCUUCGUCUUCUCCGGUUAUCUUAUUUUGUGGUGUCGAAAGCCCUACAUGUCUCCAGAGAGAAACGCCCUCCACAUUUACAUGCAUAUAAGAGGGUGCAAAGCCUCAAGGAACACUUUAUCCACCGUGCUACUGAUAGGAGACGCGGCGUUGUAGAGGAUCUUCAUCUCGGCAUAGAGAUAUGUAUAGAAUCUAUCUUUGAUGUUCUUCACAAGACAGCACAUCUUGUUCUAUCUCCGUCAAAAGCUUUUGGUGCAUUAUUCAGUUUGUUUUCAUCUCAUGGAAAUGGAGUUAAAGAAAGUCGCAAUUCUGUUGAGGAUGCACCUACGGAGAAGAUAACUAACUACGAGUCUCUGAAUACAGAUGCCCGUACAUGUCAGGAUGUCAUAACAGAUCUCGGGUAUCCGUAUGAAGCUAUUAAGGUGAUCACUGCUGAUGGAUAUAUUAUUCUUUUGGAACGUAUACCUAGACGAGAUGCAAGAAAGGCUGUUUUUCUUCAGCAUGGAGUUUUUGAUUCAUCAAUGGGUUGGGUAUCUAAUGGUGUAGUUGGAUCUCCAGCUUUUGCAGCCUAUGAUCAAGGGUAUGAUGUAUAUCUCGGGAAUUUUCGUGGUUUGGUUUCCAGGGAACAUGUCAAUAAAAACAUAUCAUCACGACAAUACUGGAAGUACUCCGUCAAUGAGCACGGGACGGAGGAUAUUCCUGCUAUGAUAGAGAAAAUCCAUCAAGUGAAAACAGCUGAAUUGAAGCUUAGUACACCUGAUACUGAGGACAAGAUCGAUGGGGAUCAGCCUUACAAGCUUUGUGCAAUUUCUCAUAGUUUGGGAGGAGCUGCGAUGAUAAUGUAUAUUGUUACUCGAAGGAUAGAAGAGAAGUCACAUAGACUUUCAAGAUUGGUUUUAUUAUCUCCGGCCGGUUUUCAUGACGACUCUAACAUAGUUUUCUCCGCGGCAGAGAUUCUAUUAUCUAUUAUGGCUCCUAUUUUGUCUCGUGUUGUUCCUGCAUUCUAUAUACCUACAAGAUUUUUUCGCAUGCUUGUCUUUAAGUUAGCUCGGGAUCUUCAUAACCUACCUGCAGUUGGAGGACUUGUUCAAACCCUAAUGAGCUAUGUUGUUGGCGGAGACAGUUCAAAUUGGGUUGGAGUUUUAGGACUGCCACACUACAACAUGAACGACAUGCCAGGAGUGUCUUUUCGUGUUGCUCUCCAUCUUGCACAGAUUAAGCGUGUAGGAAGGUUCAGAAUGUUCAAUUAUGGGAGUGCCUCCGCCAAUAGAAAGGCGUACGGUUCACCUGAGCCUUUGGACUUAGGUGAACACUAUGGACUCAUUGACAUUCCCGUUGAUCUCGUUGCCGGACAUAAGGACAAAGUUAUAAGACCUUCAAUGGUAAAAAGACACUAUAGAUUGAUGAAAAAUGCUGGUCUAAAUGUUUCGUAUAAUCAGUUUGAAUAUGCUCAUUUGGAUUUCACAUUCUCACAUCGCGAAGAACUCUUGUCAUAUGUUAUGUCACGCUUGUUGCUCGUUGAUCCGAACUCUAAGCAUCAAGCGAAUCAAAUGGUUGCAAAAUCGGAGAGAAACAAACAAGGUGAAGCUAGCAAGUAGGUUGUACAAAAAGUUUAUACAGUUGUUGUCGAACUGGAAAGUUAGCCGAGUGGAUCAGCUAAUAUUUUUUGGUGUAAACAACAAUCGUUCCCUACUCAGGUACGUUUUCCAUUUGUAUGUUUGAUUAUAGAGCUGUUAUGUGUACUAGGGGUAAACUUUUUCUGCAAAUAUUUUUCUUUCUCAUUUGGAGGAAAAGUAGACCAUGAAAAUAUGUUAGAAAUUUACAUAUCGUAAAAUAGUGUUCUGAUUAUCAGAACUGAACAAAGGCUAAGAGUGUAGUGUAACUCUGUAUCAUAUGUUGGUAGUUCACUAGACUCUUAUGGCAAUUUGAUGUUGUAAUUCUAUUUUCUCUUAGCGGAGAAAAUUGAUUCGCUCAAGGUUUGGUUAUGACAUACAUUUGCUUAAUUGAUUGUAAUGAAUUUAAGAUUAUCUAAUAA
Trifolium pratense (red clover) is the source of this 3018-nucleotide messenger RNA. Its product is annotated as gastric triacylglycerol lipase-like. The transcript is spliced from 9 exons. NCBI's taxonomy places the organism in Eukaryota, Viridiplantae, Streptophyta, Magnoliopsida, Fabales, Fabaceae. The record is from RefSeq and is a predicted model, not a curated record. Bases 524 to 2581 code for a protein of 685 amino acids. Gene Ontology annotation, biological process: lipid metabolic process.